Molecule: messenger RNA, 779 nt
Organism: Penaeus indicus
Lineage: Eukaryota; Metazoa; Arthropoda; Malacostraca; Decapoda; Penaeidae
Gene: TfIIA-S
Product: transcription initiation factor IIA subunit 2-like
Exons: 4
Coding region: 76-405 (109 amino acids)
Biological process (GO): RNA polymerase II preinitiation complex assembly; transcription initiation at RNA polymerase II promoter
Cellular component (GO): transcription factor TFIIA complex
Molecular function (GO): TBP-class protein binding; RNA polymerase II general transcription initiation factor activity
Source: RefSeq, a predicted model, not a curated record
UUGUUGUCGUCGUCGCUCCGCCGAUCGAGCCCGACGUCCCCCGCCAGCCAGACGCGCGACCGAGCAGCCUGCGCCAUGACUUACCAACUCUACCGCAACACCACCCUGGGCAACACCCUGCAGGAGAGCCUAGACGAACUCAUUCAGAUUCAGCAGAUUUCUCCAAAUCUGGCUCUCCGUGUUCUGUUGCAGUUUGACAGAGCAAUCAACCAAGCUCUAGCAACUAAAGUGCGAACCAAAAUUUCAUUCAAGGCAAGCAAGCUGAACACAUAUCGAUUUUGCGACAAUGUGUGGACUUUUUUGAUGUCAGACGUUGAAUUCAAAGAAGUCCAGGAUUUUGCACAGGUUGAUAAGUUGAAGAUAGUUGCCUGUGAUGGAAGAGGCGAAGACACAAGACAACGGUAGAAGAGCAGAGGCAGUUAGGACCGGUAUGAUUGUCCAAGCUUACAGAUCCACCAGUUUGGGGGAAGAAUCACUUUAAAAGAAAUUGAUGUUCUUUAAAAUGAUCUUUUUUUAUGUUGUAUGUGAUUAUCAAAAAGGAUUUCGUGUUUUCAGAAAUUACUGGAAAUGAAAGUCACUUCUUUUGUAAUGUUGUCAAGAUAAUUAUACCUAUUGUAGUGGUUGAUGUUUUUUGUUUUGUUUUUUUACAGUGUUCGGUAUUAUGCAGUUUCAUGCAUUUUACUUGGUCCUUAUGAUAAUGAGAUUAAAUAAGUUAAAGUGAUGAUUUGCCCAGAGCCUAUAUAGAUUACUUGUUUAAGAAAAUAAUACACUGAAUUGGU